Caenorhabditis angaria is the source of this 774-nucleotide messenger RNA. Lineage: Eukaryota; Metazoa; Nematoda; Chromadorea; Rhabditida; Rhabditidae. The record is from the annotation of a GenBank genome assembly.
AUGACUCUAAUAAUUAUCGAAAACAAUUUAAUCAAAAUGUUGUUCAUGUUUUGUAUAUUCGGAUGGGUUUCAUUAUUGACAGGUUGUUCGAGCAAAAAACCGGCGGUGAAAGAUUCGAAGCGGGUGAGUUCUGAGAGAGGAACGGGAAAAAAGUUCUGGAGAAAAUCAAAAUUUUUGGGAAAAUAGAGAUUUUCCAGCCAAAUUCAAAAGUAUUUCAUAUUUCAGAAAACUCAGUGUCAGACUGUAAAAUCUCGAAAAUUCUUUUUACAAAAUUCCAGCUUUUUGAGGUUAAAAUCUAUCUGUUCACGUGGCAAAAAUCAUUAUUUUCUUAACACAUUUUUCUUCAGGCCACAAGCGAGAAUUUAUCAAAAGUCGAAUCGAAUCCAAAAUCGGACAAACCCAAAACACCGUCAAAGAAGGCUAGUGAAAAACCGAAAGUUGAGCGGAAAAAAUCGUCGGAGAAAAAAGCGAAAGAUGAGCCGAAGAAAAAUCAGGCGGUAUGCUUAGUCCCAACAUUUUCAGCAUUAAGUUUUUCUCUUCCAGAAAUCUGCUGAAGACGCCAACAAGAAAGAUGUUGAAACAAAAUCGGAGAAAGUUGAUAUCGCAAGUUUGAUGCUCAAAAAAGUUGCGGAGGAAACGGUUCCGAAAACCGAUUUGGAGUCGGAUAAAGAUGAUUCGCCUGGAGGACCGGGAGUAGCUGGAAAUCACGACGAAGUUAAGAGAACUCCAAAGAAAAAAGAGAAAGCCGAACCAUCUGAUUAUGCAUUCAAUUGA